CGUCGGCUUUUUUUCGUCGGUUUUGUUUCGUCACAUCCCACUCCCACACCUUCAUCCACCGGUUUUCAGAAUCGCAAAGGAAAAAAGUUCUCUCUCCUCCCACCAGCGGCCUCGAUCUGGGAUCGCCAGGGACGCCGCCGCCGCCGCGGAUCCCACGGCGCCACCUCGCCACCACUGGUCGCCAUGGCGCGGUGUCACCCCGCCGCCACCUCAGCCAAGCGCCGCGCCGCCCCUCCAAACCCUAGCCCGCCCCCUCCGCCCGCCGACGGAUCGCUUCCGCUCCUCCACGCAGCGAGCCGCGGCGACCUCCGCCUCUUCAAGAGGCUGGUGAGAGAUCUGGAUCAGGGCAGGGGCCGUCCCAGGGAGGUCGUGGAGGCGGCCAAGGAUCAAGGUCUCGUGGCGCUGCACUUCGCUGCCGGGAAGGGAAGGCCACGGGUGUGCAGGUACCUGGUCGAGGAGCCAGGGAGAGGAGAAAUUAACGCACGAUCCCCUGUAAUCACGCAUCUCCUGUAAUCACGCACAAAACUAACGCACGAUC
This is a messenger RNA of Triticum dicoccoides, 538 nucleotides long. RefSeq lists its product as uncharacterized. The coding region runs from base 184 to 513 and encodes 109 amino acids. Lineage: Eukaryota; Viridiplantae; Streptophyta; Magnoliopsida; Poales; Poaceae. The record is from RefSeq and is a predicted model, not a curated record. Gene Ontology annotation, molecular function: protein binding. The transcript has 2 exons.